AUUGCUUGCUUGAGUAAUGAUGAUGAUGCACUGCAGCAGCAGCAGCAGCAGAAGAAGAAGAAGCAGCAGCAUAAACAAUAACAACAACUGGAGCUAAGAGCGGCUGUAACAAGCGAAAGAAGCAGCAAAAUAAGUGCAUGCAAAAUCGAACUGAUGUCGCUGCGAAUUGAGCUGCAAAUUGAGCUGUAGCUUAAGUGGGCGUGGCUGUAUUCAUGAUGCGACUGGCGAAGUUGACACAAAGUUUUACGCUUAAAAAUGCGUCGCAAAAGUGCACGGAUCAAACGCACGCCAAGCGUCACGGCAGCAGCAGCAGCAACGGUGCAGGCCAGAGCAUUGGAAGCGGCGGGAACGUUAACGGCCUGGCGGCCACGGCGGCGACUGCAGCAGCAACAACGAGGAACGGCAGCAGCAGCACGAACACCAGCGGCGGCAGCAGCCACAACAACAGCAAUAGCAACAGUAGCAACAGUAACAGCAGCAACAGCAGCAGCAGUAACAGCAACAGCAGCAAACGUAAAUCAAAGCCGCGAACAAAGUGCUUCGGUGGCACAGUGUUUCGCUGUUGCCUACCUUGUCGCGGGGGCGGCUCCGCAGCCCCCGCCACAAGUCCGCCCCAAACACCCGCGCAGACUCCGGACGAACUGCUGAAGCCCAAAGCACAGACACAACAACAGACACAGAUACAGAGACAAGGAACAACACCGCAAACCGAUUUGCUGACAGACAACGAGCAACCAGAAAAGCAAUCACAAGAGCAUCAACAACAACAACAACAGCAACAAUUGCUGGACAUUGAGACAGAGGAACCGUGCGGCAUUGCGGGUGAGAAGAAGCAUUCGUUAGCGGAUACGAUUGGCACAUCGGUGACAACGCCCAUAUCCCUGAAGACGCUCAUCAACGACGUUGACGAGGACUUGGAGCAUCCGUUGAGCGCUGCCGAUAUCGCAGCCGCAAGUUUGGCCAGCGGUUUGGUUGCCCGACGCGCCGAACCGGAGACACUCAGUGACGCCAGCGUAUCGCCCACCGUUGUCGUCUUGCAGCUGUCGAGCACAGUGACAGCGAGCACAGCGCCCAGUCUAACGCUGCCAGAAGCAGCGAGCACUCUGACGACAAGUGUUACGACAACACCCUCAGCAGCAGCCACAGCAGCAGCAACGCUGUUGUCCACAACUAGUAGCAGCGUCUCUCCCACGUCGCCGUCGCCCAGUGGCGUUUAUAGUGCCAAUCAGCAGGUAACAGGCGGCAGCACAGCAACAACUAGCAGUAACAGUAACAGCGGCGGCGGCGGCGGCGGCAGCAGUGGAGGAGCAACAGCAACAACACAGCAGCAACAACAACAACAACAGCAGCAGCAGCAGCAACAGCAACGUUGUAGUUGUCAGCCACAGACAUCACCAUUGCCGCACAUCAAAGAGGAGGAAGAGUCCGAGCAGCAACAAUUGCAACAGGCAAACAAUCGCCAGGCGGCAAACAACAGUCCCAUCAAGGGGCUCGAGGAACCGCUGCCACCCAUCACAAUAGCCGGAGCUGGCUAUUGUGGCAGCUGUGAGAGUGUUCAUCAGUCGUCAGGUACCACCUCAUCGUCGGCAGCAACAGCCGGAGGCGGAGGGGGCAGCUCACAACCAGAAUACGUUGGUGCAUCGACGCCAUCGCCACGCAUCAAAUUAAAGUUCCGUAAACCGCAUAAAUCGUGCUGGUCGCGCAUUGUUCUCGCACCGAUUGGCAGCAGCAACAGCGGCACUGGAGGCGGCGGCGGUUCGUCAUCGGCAACGGUUAUUGGCAGCAAUUCAAACGAAACUUUAGCUUCCAGCGGCAGCACCGGCAACACAAAUACCACCAACAACAGCAGCAGCAUCAGUGUCGCUGCCCAUCAUCGCUUGGCAUCAUCAUCGGCAUCGGCACUCGCCUCGCAUCCCAGCAACUCGCAGCUGCUGCCCACCAGCAAAAUGCAGGCCGAACAAGGUUCCAUUGGGGAUCUGCAGAAGUACCACAGUCGCUAUCUUAAGAAUCGGCGUCACACCUUGGCCAAUGUUCGUUUCGAUGUAGAAAAUGGCCAGGGCGCCCGAUCACCGCUUGAAGGCGGUUCACCCAGCGCUGGUUUGGUACUACAGAAUUUACCGCAACGUCGCGAAUCCUUUCUAUAUCGCUCCGAUUCGGACUUUGAGAUGUCACCAAAGUCAAUGUCCAGAAACUCAAGCAUCGCUAGCGAAAGGUUUAAAGAACAGGAGGCCUCUAUACUCAUUGACAGAUCCCAUGGCGAGGAUCUCAUUGUAACGCCGUUUGCCCAAAUUUUAGCCAGUUUACGUUCAGUGCGCAACAAUUUAUUAAGUCUGACAAAUGUACCAGCAUCAAACAAAUCCAGGCGGCCAGCUCAAUCAUCAUCCGUCGGACGGUCCGGAAAUGCGGGCGGCGUUCAACUAGCACAGGGCGAUGAGGCCUACACACGCCUGGCCACCGAUACCAUUGAGGAGUUAGACUGGUGCUUGGAUCAGCUGGAGACUAUACAAACGCACCGCAGUGUCUCCGACAUGGCAUCGCUUAAGUUCAAGCGCAUGCUUAACAAGGAGCUCUCACACUUUAGUGAGUCCAGCAGAUCAGGAAAUCAAAUUUCCGAAUAUAUUUGUUCAACAUUUUUGGACAAGCAACAAGAGUUCGAUUUACCCUCGCUGCGCGUUGAAGAGAACACUGAACACUCAACCGCUCAACCAAUUGCCGCCAACCAGCAAUAUCCGCGCAGUCGAUCGCCCCGCGGUCCGCCGAUGUCACAAAUAAGCGGAGUUAAGCGGCCGCUGUCGCACACAAACAGCUUCACCGGCGAGCGUCUGCCCACGUUUGGCGUGGAGACGCCACACGAGAAUGAGCUGGGCACACUGCUCGGCGAAUUGGAUACGUGGGGCAUUGAGAUAUUCAAAAUUGGCGAACUCAGCUGCAAUCGUCCGCUCACCUGUGUGGCAUACACCAUAUUUCAGAGUAGAGAAUUACUGACCAGUCUUAUGAUACCACCGAAAACUUUUCUUAACUUUAUGACUACUCUGGAGGACCACUACGUCAAAGACAAUCCGUUUCACAAUUCGCUGCAUGCCGCUGACGUGACACAGAGCACAAAUGUGCUACUAAAUACACCGGCAUUGGAGGGUGUAUUCACGCCCCUCGAGGUGGGCGGGGCGCUGUUCGCCGCUUGCAUACACGAUGUUGAUCAUCCUGGCUUAACCAAUCAGUUUUUGGUUAAUUCAAGUUCCGAACUAGCAUUAAUGUACAAUGACGAAUCUGUUUUGGAAAAUCAUCAUUUAGCUGUUGCCUUCAAAUUAUUGCAAAAUCAAGGAUGUGAUAUAUUCUGUAAUAUGCAAAAGAAACAACGCCAAACUUUGAGGAAAAUGGUUAUUGAUAUUGUGCUCUCCACUGACAUGUCCAAGCACAUGAGCCUGCUGGCCGAUCUGAAGACCAUGGUGGAGACCAAAAAAGUCGCUGGCUCCGGGGUGCUGUUGCUAGACAAUUAUCAAGAUCGCAUGCAGGUGCUUGAGAAUCUGGUGCACUGCGCUGAUCUGAGCAAUCCCACCAAGCCAUUGCCGCUAUAUAGGCGCUGGGUGGCACUGCUGAUGGAGGAGUUCUUUUUACAGGGCGACAAGGAGCGCGAAUCGGGCAUGGACAUUAGUGCGAUGUGCGAUCGCCAUAAUGCGACUAUUGAGAAGUCACAAGUGGGCUUCAUCGAUUACAUUGUGCAUCCGUUGUGGGAGACAUGGGCCGAUCUGGUGCAUCCCGAUGCCCAAGAUAUACUCGAUACGCUUGAAGAGAACAGAGACUACUAUCAGAGCACGAUACCGCCAUCGCCACCGCCAUCGACAGCCGAUGAAAUACCGCAGGAUGAGAAGAUACGAUUCCAGGUAACACUGGAGGAGUCCGAUCAGGAGAAUCUGGCCGAGCUGGAGGAGGAGUGCGACGAGAGCGAGAGCCGGGGAGAUGCCGGCUCCAGCAGCACCACUGGCACCACAGCAACUGGCGUUGCCGGCGGUGGCAAGCCGUCAGGGAGUCAAAAUCAAGCGCCACACGGUGGAAUGUGACGGAGAGUCGUGGGAAUUUAUCGGAAAUUAACGGAGAAAGCGCACAGCUUUUUCCUGAUUCGUUAGUGACUACAAUUUUAAUCAACCACAAAAACCGAAAACAAACAAAACAACAACAACAAGAAAGCAAACAUAACUUAGAAACAACCACAACAAAAACCGUUUAAUCGUAAAAAGAGAGACAACAAAAAAAAAAACAAAUUUAUUUAAAAUGAAUGAAAAAACCCCAAAAAAAUAUAUAAAAAUAUAAAAAAAAAAAAAAAAAAAAAAAAAACAAAAACAAAAAACAUAUAUAUAUAUACAUAUAAAAAUAAAGAAUUAAACAAAUGUUUAAAGAGUAAAAAAAAACCAAAAAACAGCAAUAGCAAACGUACCGUUUAACUUAUAGUGAAUGAAACGAAGGAAAAGAUGAGAAACAAAAGCAAAAACAUAAGAAAUUAGAAAUUUACUUGAUGAAAAAUGAGAUUGAUGUGGAUUACACAGAAAACUAAAACACAAAAAGAAAUAUGAAACGGCUGAGCACGGCGUUUAAACCAUAAACAUUAACAUUAACAUUAAAGAAGAAAAGAACAGAAAAGAAAAAACCAAAAAACAAACAUUGUUAAUCUUAAAGCCCGAAUCCAAGACAAGACAACCAAAAAACGUACUGCAAAAAGCAAAAAAACGAAACAAAAACAAACAGAAAAACCCCAAUAAGAACAACAAGCAUAGACGAUUUUUGUUGCAUGUUAAAAUUGAUUUUAAUAAUUAUUACUUUUUUUUUUUUUAAUUAACUGUUAAGCAACAAAACGAAAUUUACUCUUUAAUGGAAACCAACAACAAUAAUCAAUAAUUUUGUUAAGUUUAAGGCAACAACUAGUUGUUUUUGUUUUUUUAUUGUAUUGACAAAACCCAAAGCCAAGAAGGCAACUAUAUCAACAACAACAACAACAACAAUUAUCAACUACAUAAAAAAUUAUGAUUGUUGAGUUUUUUUUUAAGCUAAUUCUUAAAUGCGCAACGCUUCAAGUUUUAAACAAACGAAAGAAAACCAAAAAAAAAACAAAAAGAAAAAAAACCAUAAACAAAUUGUUUUGCAUGCUUAAAUUUAUAUUUAAAUUAUUCAUUAAUUACGUAUUAGUUUAAAAAGCAAAAGCUCUUAAUAUACUGUUGACGAUUGCGUUAUUUGUUGUUUAAAUUUGAAAUUUUAUUUAUUGAAAAACAAACAAAAAAAACGACAAAGCAAAACAAAAAACAAGCACUAACUGCAAUUAGAUCUAUAUACAUACAUGUAAGCCACUUCCUUCAGAACCCCAAAAACCAAACACAAAAAAAAAAAAAUAACUAAUACCACCCUGCAGACAAAUCCAGUGAAUUCAACUAUAUUGAACAAAAAACAAAAAAAAAUUGAAGGUAAAAUUCUAAAGAAAACAUAAAAGAAAUCAAGCAGUCUGCAUCAAAAUCGAUAGUUGUAACUAUACUAACUAUAUGCAUAAAAACAUAAACAUACAUAUGUAACCAAAACACACACAUACUUAUACAUAUAAAUAUAAUAUGUUGGUUUUUUUUUAAUUAUUUGUAAAUAAUUUAAAUGUUGGACUCGAAUUUAAAACAAGCAAAGCAGCGAAUUGCUUGCAACUAAAAAUGAAAACACUUAAAAGAUAAACGAAACAAACAAACAAACAAGAAAAAAAAAAACAGGAAAAACAAAGCCAAAAAGAAAAAAAUGACACAAAAAAAACACACGUUUGAUUUGCUUGAAACUUAACAAAAGAAACUACUGCAUAAUUAGUAAAAAAAGGAAAGAAAAAAAUAUUAAAAUAAAAGAAAAGAAAGAGAAUGAACGUAACGUCAGAUUAUUACAAUUUUUGUUGCUUCCAAGUAAAACGCUGUCUUCGCAAAAUAUAAUUUUUAGUAGUAGAGAAACUAACUGAGAAAAGUAUGCCAAAACGUUGUUUUACAUUUGGAUUGAUUCUGAUUGAUUGAUUGAUUAAUUGAUUGACUGUUUGAUUGAUUUGCUUAUUCAGACAUUUCAAGCACAAGCACUAGCGAAAGCAAAAGCAAAUUCAACUUUAACUGAUUUCAAAAGCGAAAACCAAAAAUUAAACUAAUCUAAAUUAAACAAAACAAAAGUCAUUGGCUCUGUACCAUUAAAAAAUAACACAAACAUAAACAUACACACACACACACAUAAACACUUAGGCAUACACCUAGAUACAUACUUACAAAAUAUGUGUAUAUAGAAACUAUAUAUAUCACAUAUAACUAUAUUAACGAGUCACAUAUUCUCACGCUGGUGCGUGAUCGAUGCAAGUGGCAGGCCAAAUAAAAAGCGCAUAAUUUAUUAUGUUUAUUGUUAUUAAUUUAUUAAUUCUUUUUUUUUCUAACUAUACAUAAACACACAAACACACACACACACACACAUUGUAUGCUAUAUAUAUGUAUAUUUAUAUAUAUGAAUAUAUUUUAUUUUGUGUUUAAGCGGGCAGGAUCCGUGAAAUUGUGUUUUAUAUCCUGUGCACAUCAACAAUUGUACAUAGAGAUAAGCAUUGAACCCUUUUAAUCGUAUUACUAUUGAUGUCUCCAUUGUCCGUCAAUCUCUAUCUUUAACUCUUAACUGAUUCAAGCAUAAAUAAAUGUCCAUACUGAAGGGUAACCGAGUAGAACCGAUUGUGCACCGGGUAUCUGCUAGUCGAGCAACCUCGACUAGAUCACACUUGUUUUUUUUUCGAUUUUUUAUUCGAUAUAAUUAUAUACAUACUUAUAUAUAUAUAUAUAAAAUUGAAAUGCAAAUGAAAAUGAACCUUGAUGGUCUAAAAAUAUCAUUAAAAUAAAAUUAUUAUGCACUUAAAAAAAAUGAUAAUAUAAAAAAACAAAAACAAAAAUUCAUUAUAUAUUGUAUAUGAGAAAAACAAAACAAACAAAAAACAAAAGCGAGUUGAGCAAGUUGUUGUAACUGAAAGAAGGAAAUAAUAAAAAUGCAUCAAAUGGAAAUAAUGAAAAUGAUAAAUGGUAAAUUAUAGCAAUUUAAGCAGCAUUGUAAAUGUGCGCUUCAGAUUUACUUUUGAAAUUAAUGCAUUGAAUGGAAAGCAAAAAGAAAGCAAACAAAAAAACAAAAAAAAAACACGAUAAGGAAAUAUCUAAAAAUAAAUUAAUAUAUAUAUAUAUUUAUAUGUAUAUAUGCGUAUAUAUGUAUAGGUAUAUUUAGAUAUAUAUGUAUGCAUGUACAUGUAUAUGUAUGUAUAUUUAGAUAUAUAUAUGUCUAUAUAUUAUGUAUGCGAGUACAUACAAUAGUUGAAAGCUGGGCGCAGUCCAUGGCAAAACUGAAAGCUACUUUAACAAUUGAGUGAAAUGAAAUUACAAAUAAAUGAAACAAAAAAAAAAACAAAAAAACAAAAAACCAAAUGACUUUUUUCUCUACGAAUUCUCGAAAUAAAAAUGCAGCCUAGUUAUACAUGUAUACAAUAAAAACAAACAAACAUGACAAAAACAAAACAAAAAUGAAAGCAAAACAACAAACCCCAAAUAUGAUGUAUGUCUACAUACACAAUGUAAGCUUAAGUAAUGUAUUGUAAUUGAUUACUAACACUCUGCGUCAAAGCACUAAGCUUAUGUCGUACAACAACAACAACAACAACAACUAAAGAAGAGCAUUUCAUAAAAUCAGACACACAGUUACACAGACAGACAGAUAGACAGGGAGCUAACUAUUCUCAACAUAUGAUGAACAAAUACGACAGUAAUAAGACAUUUACAUAAUGUAUUAUUAACAAGAAAAGUAAAGAAAAGAAAAGAGAAGAGAAGCGAAGCGAAGAAAGAAAGAUAUAUAAUAUUACUAUUUAUAAAUAAAACUAUGUAUGUGUUACAGUUACUUACUUAUAUGUAUGUAUCUAACCAUAUGUUGUACGUGUAUUGUGUGUGUCUCACUGUAAUUGAUGAAUUUAAAUAUGAGUACUUAAACCCUCGAAAAACCAAACCAAGAAAAUCAAGAAACAAAAAACUAAAAACAAAAGAAACAAAAUCAAUUCUCGCAUUGGUAAACCAGAAGCAAUUUACAUAUAUAAAUUUUAAAUUAAUUAUAUCAAUUACAAAACAUAAAAAAAGAAAAUGAAAACUAUACAUAUAUAUACAUAUAUAUACUAUAUAUAACGAAAUAACCAAAGAGCAACUCUUUGUGAAAAUGUUUGAACUACCGCAUUUCAAUCGUUCUAUACCUUUCUCUCACACUCUCACUCUGUCCCACUCCCACUCACACACACUCGGAACACUUAGUCCAUCUCGCUCUGUUCAUCAAUCUAUCUCAAUUUCGAUGGCUGUGUCCCAGUAAUUGCCCAGUUUUGACUGAGAUUGCAGCAUCGUUUUGUAGUUCUCAUACUGUAAACAAAACAAAACAAAAAGUAAAACUUAGUUAAGGUAUUAGCCAAUUUCCCUAAACAUCGGACGGGCAGUAUAUAUAUCAGUGUAUAUAUCUAUAUAUAUAUAUAUGAGGUCUUACAUAUACAUACAUAUGCAUAGAAUUAUAUACAAAAAGAAAACUACAUUUUUUUUUUUGCUAGUAAACUACGUCCCAUUCAAAAUGAUAUAUAUAUACAUAUAUAUAUAUUAUAUAGGGCAACAUUGGUUGGCCAAAUUUUUGAGAGUAUUACGCGAGUCGGAGAAAUUAUCAGACUCGACAGGCAGUGUUAUAGAGAUUCAGUUUCAUUGUUGUGCUGGUAGUUGUAAAUGGUAAAUACAUACAUAACUUAACAUAUACAUACAUAUACAAAGCUAGAUAAAUGCAAAAUGCAAAAUGCGAAUAGAUGUACGCGAUUAUAAUGCGAAAGACACACACACACACAGACACACAGAAAGAAGGCAUAACUGACAAGAUGGUAAAAUGAAAACUAAAGGUAAAGCUUAAGCUAAAGCUAAAGGUAAAGGUCACAAGGCAAGUUUUGUACUUAAAUGAAAUGUAAAACACCAAAAAAUUGAAAACAAAACUCAAGAAAAAGAUUAUUAAAUACCAAAAAAAAAUGAGAAGAAAACAAAAUAAAAACACAAAUGUGCGCAGGCGACGGUUGUUAAGGAAAAUAACGCUUGAACAAAAAAAAUAAUUACGUGGAAAAUAGUUCAGAGACAGUUUGAGCUACAAAAAACGAGCAGAGAUAUGAGAUAUGUAUAUUAUAUAAUAUAUAUAUUUAAAGAAAAAAAUUUGUAACGCUGGCGUUACAUGGAUGCAGUUAGACAUUUUUUUUUUUUGGAAAUUUAUACAAUUAUAUACAAAAACAAACAGCAGACAGACAGACGCUUACACGAACACACACACACACACACACAGACAGUGACACACACACACACAGAGACACACAAUACAUAGAGACUUGAAAAUCUAGAGAUCCCACACAAUACACGAAACACGAGAUGACAAAACGAAUGAGAAUAGAAAAUCUAUGAUGCAAUUGAUCUGUGUGGCAACCGAAGAUGAAAAUGAGUUAAACGAAUUGAGCCGUUAUAAUGCCAAGUAAAACAACAAAAACUAAAACAAAAAAAAA
Molecule: messenger RNA, 9568 nt
Organism: Drosophila nasuta
Lineage: Eukaryota; Metazoa; Arthropoda; Insecta; Diptera; Drosophilidae
Gene: dnc
Product: phosphodiesterase dunce
Exons: 14
Coding region: 213-4058 (1281 amino acids)
Biological process (GO): signal transduction
Molecular function (GO): 3',5'-cyclic-nucleotide phosphodiesterase activity
Source: RefSeq, a predicted model, not a curated record